Molecule: messenger RNA, 1656 nt
Organism: Aureobasidium vineae
Lineage: Eukaryota; Fungi; Ascomycota; Dothideomycetes; Dothideales; Saccotheciaceae
Source: the annotation of a GenBank genome assembly
AUGGGGAGCCCUAGGCAACCUCAACCUCUGCGUUCGAGUCCGAAUGGUUCUCAAGCCUCGCGUGACGCCGCCCUCUCAGGCGCCAACCUGGCCUUCAUCAAGUCUCUACCACCGCAUGAGGCUCUGAAAUAUCUCAACAAGCGCUCUCCACCGCCUGCGCCGGCCGAGAGACGACAGCAAAAUGUCCGAACGGCUUCCAAUCACCCUGUCGCGCACCAUGACGGUCCCGCCAGCAGCCGCACAUCGCCGGACCACCUGAGGCUCCCCAAGAGACCAUCGCACAAGACGACGCCCUCUGCAUCGAGCCUGACCGCUACCAUCGCUGCCGCUCGCUCCGCUGUCACUGUCAACAAUGCGCCCGCCCAAUUGCCGACCAAACCUCCUGUCCGCGUCGCCGGGAACCUGCCUCCUCCCGUCGCACCCAAGACAAAGUCGCCCGACAAGCUGGACCUGACUCCCAUCCCGCCGACAACUUCGCUGGUCGAAUUAUUCGAGCGCAAGGAGACUCCGCCGCCGCCUGCCAUCAAGUCUCCGAAACCGCUGCGCAAGACGCUUCUGUUGCGCAAUCAGACUCUUGAGCCCAUCACUACCCGUCUAGAAGCGCAGACUCAUAAUGAGAGUUCCGGUGACGAGGCAUAUGAAUCUGCCAGGGACCACCUAUCGCCAGACCAGCCAUACAAGCCUGCUCUGCCGCCAGCUCGCCGUCUUGUCCAGCGUGCCGACAGCAAAGUCCAAGAGCCCACAGAACCCUCGAUCCGUGUACAGCCACCUUCGCGCACCAUAUCCGAGAGGAACAAAAGUCGCUCUUCCCCUCGCCGCUCGCCCUCUCCCGAUCCUUCGCAUCUAUCGACCUCUACCACUAAGCCUAUUCCCAUCACCCGAAACUACAGCCCCAACCACCUGACUCACCCCGGAAACCCCUCCAUCGCUGCUGCCUAUCACCAGCUUCAUCCUCGCCGCAUGACUCCCCUCAAGUCGGGCGACUCCCUAGCAAACGCCAUUGUCGCUUCAAGUCUUGCCUCGUCCCGAGCCCCUUCGCCCACAAAAAUACCUCCUUCACUGCCAGGCCGACGCACGUCUCACUCCAAACUCUUCACCCGUACUCCUAGUCCCAAGAAAGGCAUGCGCCACACGAUGCGCAAGCCUUCCUCCGAAUCCGACAGCGACCAAGACGAGGAUCCCUACUCCAAGCAUAAGAAAAAGAGGUGGGUAAAGAAACAUCCCAACAAGCACCACGAGGGCGAUAGAAAACGCUGGCGAGACACGGUCACUCAAACUGAGCGGAAACGCUACGAAGGCCUCUGGGCAGCCAACAAAGGCAUUUGCGUCGAGUACACUGCUUCAGAGCUAGCCGUACUUGCUGCACACCCCGAGUCCAAGGAGAGCGAUAGGAUCAGAGUUGAAGUCGGAGAUCAGGUUGCAGAUAUCGUGGCAAGAGACAUCUGGCUACGGAGUCGAUUACCUCCCCAUGAGUUGGAGUUGAUCUGGGACCUGGUCGACAAUCAACGAUGCGGAAGGCUUCACCGGGACGAGUUCGUCAUCGGACUGUGGUUGAUCGACCAAAGACUGAAGGGUCGAAAGAUCCCUGUGAAGGUCACCGACAGUGUAUGGAACAGCGUCAGACUACUUUCUGGCAUCAAGCUGAGAAAAGGGUGA